Brassica rapa (field mustard) is the source of this 2069-nucleotide messenger RNA. RefSeq names its product polygalacturonase. Gene Ontology annotation, biological process: carbohydrate metabolic process. Gene Ontology annotation, molecular function: polygalacturonase activity. The record is from RefSeq and is a predicted model, not a curated record. Lineage: Eukaryota; Viridiplantae; Streptophyta; Magnoliopsida; Brassicales; Brassicaceae.
AGUAAUACGACUAGUAAAUAUAUAUUUUUAACAAUGGGUGCAUAUUUUGGAGUUUCUACAAUAUUUAUUUUAUGUUUGCUGGGAUUUUCAGCCAAUGCUGAGGUAUUCAGCAUUGGUUCCUCUUCAGGUUCUGAUAUUACUCAGGCACUUCUGAAAGCAUUCACAUCGGCAUGCCAAUCUCCGUCACCGAGCAAAGUGGUGAUUCCAAAAGGAGAGUUCAAGCUUGGUGAGAUCGAGAUGAGGGGUCCAUGCAAAGCUCCAGUCGAGAUCACCCUUCAAGGCACUGUCAAAGCUGACGGUAACGCGAUCCAGGGGAAGGAAAAAUGGGUUGUCUUCGGCAACAUUAAUGGAUUUAAGUUGAACGGAGGUGGAGCUUUCGACGGUGAAGGUAACGCGGCUUGGAGAGUCAAUAACUGUCACAAGACAUUCAACUGCAAGAAACUUCCCAUCAGUAUAAGGUUUGAUUUCGUGGAGAACGCUGAGAUCAAAGACAUAUCAUCCAUAGAUGCCAAGAACUUCCACAUCAACGUGCUGGGAGCCAAGAACAUGACCAUGAGUAACAUCAAGAUCACCGCUCCAGAAGACAGUCCCAACACUGACGGCAUCCAUUUGGGAAGAAGUGACGGAGUCAAGAUCCUUGACUCAUUCAUCUCCACCGGAGACGACUGCAUCUCCGUUGGAGAUGGGACGAGUAACCUUCACGUGGAGAAAGUCACGUGCGGUCCAGGACAUGGAAUCAGUGUCGGAAGCCUUGGAAGGUACGGCAAAGAGCAAGAUGUUAGCGGCAUUAGGGUCGUGAACUGCACUCUCCAAGAGACUGACAACGGACUGAGGAUCAAGACAUGGCCUUCUGCAGCUUGCUCCACCACUGCCUCUGAUAUUCAUUUCGAGGAUAUCAUUGUCAAGAACGUUACCAACCCAAUCCUCAUCGACCAAGAGUACUGCCCUUGGAACCAAUGCAACAAGAAGAAAGCAUCAACGAUUAAGCUUGUGAAUAUAAGCUUCAAGAAUGUCAGAGGAACAUCAGGAAACAAAGAUGCAGUGAAGCUACUGUGCAGCAAGGGAUAUCCAUGCCAGAACGUCGAGAUUGGAGACAUUGACAUUAAGUACAGCGGAGAGGAUGGUCCAGCGACUUUCCAGUGCUCAAACGUAAGUCCCAAACUCUUGGGAGCUCAGAGCCCUGAAGCUUGCAGCAGUCCCCUGACCAAACUACCCGGCCAAUAAGUAGAAGCUCAAAACUAUAUUAACCUAAAGCACCCAUACAAUAUUGUAACAUUUUCUAUACAAAAUUUACUAUGAUAUAUGACGUAUGCUCUUAAUAUAUCUAAUUCAAAAAUGAAUGCAUCCAUUAUGCCUUUUUUAUUUUUUAACCAUGAAAACUAUUAAUCUUUCAAUUGCCUCGAGCGGUUCAAGCCAUAGAGUUUUGCCUCAACGAGGGAAAUUUGGUUUUACAUAACUAAUGAGCCAUUUAUUCUAUGGUUAGAGCAAAUUGCGAACUCUAGUCACUAAAUCAUUGGUGAACCAGUUGUGUAAGUGAAGCUUCCGCAGUAGUUCAAGAUGGUUAGUAGUGGCUUGCCUCCCAAGUUUCUUUUUUCUUUUCUUUUUUGGGAUCAACGUAGUGAAAAGAAAUUAUGCGGAGGAUACAUAAUUACAUAUUAUUGGAAUAUCAUAAUUCAACUACUCAUUAGGAUUCAUAAUACUAAUCUAAAAAAUCCAUGUAAUAUUCUUCUAAUUCAAAAUUAAGGAUCUCCAGAUUCAAUCAAUAAAAGUUCGUCAUUAUUGGACUAUAUAUUUGUUUUUAAAAUACAAAAUGAAGAUAAGAAAUCAAAUAAAACAUAAAAAUAGUUUCUAUAAGAUAAAAGUACAUGAACAGAAACGAGUUUGUUUGCGUUCGCAUAAGACAUACAAACAGACUUAUUCUCCAAAGCCCUACAAUGGCUAAAUCCUUUUUCCAAUAUCUCACUAUCAAAAACAAAACAAAAAAAACCUUAAAACCACAAAACAAAAGAAAAACAUAUAACCUCUAGUACAAUCUGCCUCAAAACACAAACCUUAAACAUAACCCCCAA